ACGCCGCCCAGCUCGUCUACCGCAGCCGUCAACAGCGCUGGGCAGGGGCCCCAGUACGCGUCGCCGUGUGCGGAGAAGGCCGCGCUCGCGGCAGGGUCUUCGGCUGGAGCCUUAGCCCACGGCCACUCAGGCUCAGGCAGCAUGUGCUCUCCGAAUCCGUGCGGGGCGUACGCCGACUGUGCUCCGGGCACCGACAAGACCGGCAAGCCGCGACCCGUCUGCACGUGCCCGCGCGGCUACCUGGGCGACCCGCUGACGGCCUGCCAGCGCGGCGAGUGUGAGGAUCAUUCCAACUGCCCAGCAAACCAGGCGUGCUACAAACUACAUCUGCACCAACCCCUGCCUGAGUGCCAGCGGCGGGAACGUGUGCGCAUCAACGCCCUCUGCCGGGCCCAGGCGCACAAGGGCGUGUGCUACUGCCCGCCCGAGUACUCUGGCGACCCGCUCACCGAGUGCCGCCUGAAGCCUGUGGCCAGGGGGACAACGGAGCCGUACUCAUCGGAGCCCAUCGAGUCGCGCAUCGUGCGCAAGGUGCUCGAUAACGGCACGAUCGUCGACGGCGCCACCGAGACCUCCGACACCUCCAGGCUGUUCCCUGGGGGAGCGGUCGACAGGAGCGGCGAGGCUAGUCUGUUCCCGGUCGGCCUGCCGGCCGCCGAGCCAGAUGUCACGACCAAUCCCACUGGCCGUGAUCGCGAGGCCACGUCAACUGCCUCGAGUCGGGACGAGGAGCCGGCUUCAACUGUGCCUAUCUUCGACAACGAGGUCACAUCCACCGCUCGCAGCAGCACGGAAGACGCUCUCUUCUCCAUCUCUUCCAACGACUUGCCGGUCACGACGGUUUCCAGUACAGAGGAGGAGUCGAUUCCGGCGUCGGUCGCCGAGCCGGCUGAGGUGAUCGCCGUCGCGGAAGAGCGUCUGCCGCCGCGCACGCGCUUCCCGCCGCGCGGACCCGCGGUCGCGCAGGCGGAGCCGCAGUUCGACGAGACCACUACGGAGUUCAACACGCCGGUGACGACCGAGUUCAACACGCCGGUGACGACCGAGUUCGCCGACGAGUUCGCUACGGACAUCGCCUUGGGAGAACUGGGCCAAGAUGCGCCGUUUGAGGACGAGGCGACCACCACGACGGAGGCUACGGCUCAGACGGAGCGGGACCAGUUCCUCUUCCUCGGAGAGGAACAACGGACCGGGUCUGCGUCCGGGUUGGAGACAGACUUGUUUGACGCCACGACGUUAACGCCGGAGCCCACAACAGAGGCCGGCUUCUUCGAGGCGUUCACGCGGGCCGAACAGGCCCAGAAGCCGGAGGUUGUGGAGGAGGAAGUCGCCGAGGAGCAGGUCUCGGAGGACGCUGCCGCGCCGGAACCGGCGGAGGAGGAGGAGGUCGCGGCUCCCGCGCGUCGGCCGCGCAUCAGGCCCGGAGAUCGCGUCCGCGCCGUCCACGGCCCGGCGGACGGCCCUCUCGGGCGACGCGGGCGACCCACGGCCGAGCCGGAGCCCGCGGCUGAGGCGCAGAACGAGAUCGAGGACGAGGUGCCGCAGGCGCAGCCGGAGCGCGCGCCUGAGGAGGCAGCGCCGGUCGAGGUCGAGGUCGAGGAGGCUCCCGCCCCUGCACCGAAGCGCGGACGGCCUGGUCGCCUGGGGCCUGGGCGCAGGGGACGUCGUCCGGGCGGCCUCCGCGGUCGAGGCGGCCGUAGGCGCCGGCCGGGAGCCGCUGCUGAAGAACCGGUCGAGGAAGAGGUCAAGGCGGAAACCGAGAUCGAGCCUGCGGCCGAGGCCACCGUCCUGGACGUCCCGCAGGAGGUUCCCCAGGAGGAGAUCGUCACCGAAGCGACGGUGGUGCCGACCAGGCGCGGCCGUCCCGGGCGCCUCGGGCGUCCUGCGCGCCCGGGGCUGCGGCCGCGAGGUCGACCCGGGCUGAGGAGACCUGGCCGUCUGCCGCUGCCCUUGGCCAGGCAGCCGGCCGCGGAGGAGCCCGAGGCCGAGACGCCCGCCGAGGAGGUCGCCGAGGAGGCCGCUGAGGAGGUGCAGCAGGCUCUCGAGGAGGCCGUCCCUGAGGAGCCCUCGUCUGUGGUGGAAGAGGAAGAGCAAAACGAAGUGGAAGAGCCCGUGAGGGGACGGGGUCGCCGUUUCCGAGGCCGAGGCGCGCUGGGCCGCCGUGGGAACAGAGCCCCACCCCGCGCGUCCUCAGCAGGGCGGAGGUCUCGAAAGAGGACCCAGGCAACGACAGCGGCGCCCGAGGUGCGCGAGGAAGAAACCGAGGAGUCCAACGCCGUGGAGGAUGAGCCGGCGCCGUCGAGGAGACGCGGUCGCGGCGGCUUCCGGCCCCGCUUCUCGCGCGGUCAGGCUGACCCCGUCGUAGGCAGCAACGCUAUCACCGGCCGCGGGCGUCGGCCGUCCCGACGUCGCGGUGGCUCGCGCAGGGGACAGGCCGCUGCACCGGAGGUUGUCGAGGUCACCACAACCACCACCACCACUCCAAUCCCCGAGGUCAGCACUGAGGCAGACAUCGAAGUUGCGGAAGAGCAGGUCAUCACGGACGCGGCGAUUGAGGACAUUGGCUCGCUCGAGAACGCAAUCCCCGAGGAGAGCGGUACAGAGGGCAGCGCAGACUUCGCUUCAUUCACGGAGGGGAUUUUCGAGGGUGACGCAACGACAGCUGCUGGACUCGAGCAGGACGCUGAGGUCACCGAGACUGACGCGACCGUGAGCGCCGAGACGCCGGCCGAAGAACCAACCACCAUCGAGGCGAUCGCAGACGAGAGGAUUACCACAGAGUUCAUUCCUGAAGAGCCGACGACUCCUGAGCCUUCCAUUCGUGGGAGACUGAGGGGAGGGAGGCGCGGUCGCAGACUGGGACGACCCGGUCGCAGGCGCAUUUCCCCCAAUGCCGUCCAAGCACCCGUGGCUGAGGUGGCUGAUGAAACGGAAAGUUCACCGGUUCGGCCAAUCAGGACGAGAGGUCGUCCCUCUCUGCGUGGUCGACCCACUCGGCCUGAGCCCCAAGAGGCUGAAGAAGUCGCCGUCGACGAAGCUCCUGUCGGAAGACCUAGGGGCAGAGGGCGUCCCCUUCUGCCAGCCCGCAUUGUUGCUACCGAGGCCGAGGAAAUAGCCGAGGAGGAAUCACCAGUUGAGCGUCCGAGGUCCAGGGGCGCCUCCACCAUUCGCCGCCGGAUAAAUGUCCGUAGGCCAGCAGUCGCUGGGGAAGAGACCAGCAGGGUGAGCCGGCCCCGCGGCCGGGGCCGUCGUCCGCUGCGACCAGCUGCGAUCGAAACCCCCGAGGUCAUCAGCGAGCCCGAGGUUGCCGACGAACCCGAGGUCACCACUGAAGACGAGGCCCCCGAGGAGACGCCGAGGGUCAGAAGCCGACCUUUGCUGCCCUCGCGCCGGGCAUCUCCAGAGCCCGAGAGCGCCACUGAACAACAGGAGCAACAGGAGGCCCCAGUGGGUCGGCCGCGCGGCAGAGAACGACGGCCAUUCCUGGGCCUGCGACCUGGGGCCAGGAGGCGUGGAUUUCUCGGCCUCGCCUCACCGGGGCGGACGCAGCCACCCGCAGUAGAGGAACCGGCGGACGAGCCGGAGGAGGAGCAGCCCGUGGAGGAGCAGCCCGUGGAGGAGCAGCCCGUGGAGGAUACCAAGAGUGCCGAUGAGGCCCGGCCGUCACUGACGGGGCCAGGCUCCCGCCAGCUGCGGUUCCGCACGCGAGGCGAGGCAUCGCUGCCCAACAGGAGUUUGCCGCCAGUGAUCGGCGGCCGCAGCGUCCUGAGUCGGCCCGGCGGCGGGCGCCGCCGGCGCCCGCUCUUCGCCCGCCCGCCGGCCGCGGAGGUGCCCGUCGAAGAGGAGCUCGAGCUGACCCCGCAGACGGAGAUCCGGCAGCUGACCGCGGAGAGCGAGCCGACGCCGGAGCUGCCCGCCGAACAGGAACGCCCCGAGGCACCGGUGGAGAACGAGCCCGCCCUCGAGGAGCCGGGCGCGGAGGAGAGCCCGGCGCCGGCCGACGAGGCCACUACCCUGCCGCCCUUGUUCCGGCGCCCGUUCAGCGGUGGUCGGCAGCGGGGCACUGGGCGGCGCGGCUUCGUGCCGGGCACGCGGCGCCGCGGCAGCCGGCCGGGCGGCGAGCGGCGCAUCACCUCACUGCUCGCGCGCUCCGACUCGCCAGUGCAGGCCAUCCUGCUGCCUACGGUGCCGCCGCCGGCCUCCACCGAACCAGUCCCGACCGAGGAGGUCCCCGCGGAGGAGGUUCCUGUGGAGGAGACCGUGGCUUUUGAAGAUGCGGCCGCUGUCGAAGGAGGCGCCGCCGAAGAGAGCGCUGUCACCGAAGAGGAGCAGGAGCUGCUGUUGGUAGUCGAGGACGAGCAGCAGGGAGAGUCUCCGGUGGUGGUGGAGGCGGCGCCGGCGGCGGAGGAGCCGGCGGCGGAGGAGCCGGCGGCGGAGGAGCCCGCGCCGCGACCGCGGUCGAGGGCCUUCCGCCCCAGCCGGGCCGGUCGCAUCGGCCGGCCGUCGCUCUUCGAGAAGCUGCAGGGCCGGCCCGCCCGGCCGUAAGCGCGUGACCCCAGACGAGGUCGCGGCAGAGCGACCCCACCGGAGCCGCUGACGGCGCCCCGGGGGUGGGAGGGGAGGGGGGCUGCUCGCGGCGGCCGCGAGACGUCAGGCACAGCGGUAUCGACCGCACGCCCGCUGGAGUGUCAGCCCGGUCCGAGGACAGGAUGGAGGAGAGUCGAGGCGAGCGGCGAGUGGUCGGGUGACAAAUCAAAGAUGGCCGCCGCCCACGGCGGCCCCGGCACGGCGUCGGGGCGCCAUCGUGUUCAUCCCCGAAACAUCAUCCGUGUAUGUUUACGUGCGUGGGUGCGUGUGUUGAGCGUCGUCCCCUAGCGCUAGAGGCGCGUGGCUGUAACUGUACGUUCGGCGUGAGCUCGAGCUGCAGAGUGAGACUGUCCGAUGACCCGCGCUUCCAGCGCCGGCUGUCAGGCGUGCAACAUAGUUCCAAGCAGUACUGAAGUGAGCGUGGCAGCGACAUCUUGUGUAAUUCAGUGCCAUUUUGACAUGAUCAUUGACGUGUGAGCGAGAUCGGUGCAUCUGAGAGGCAUGGUAUUCGAUGACAAUACAUAAAUGUCGCACAAAA
Molecule: messenger RNA, 5125 nt
Organism: Pollicipes pollicipes
Lineage: Eukaryota; Metazoa; Arthropoda; Thecostraca; Pollicipedomorpha; Pollicipedidae
Product: titin-like
Exons: 13
Coding region: 142-4545 (1467 amino acids)
Source: RefSeq, a predicted model, not a curated record